Rhinichthys klamathensis goyatoka is the source of this 997-nucleotide messenger RNA. It is a transcript of the gene pla2g12b, whose product is annotated as phospholipase A2, group XIIB. Gene Ontology annotation, cellular component: extracellular region. Bases 118 to 867 code for a protein of 249 amino acids. The transcript is spliced from 4 exons. Gene Ontology annotation, molecular function: A2-type glycerophospholipase activity; calcium ion binding. Gene Ontology annotation, biological process: lipid catabolic process; cholesterol homeostasis; arachidonate secretion. The record is from RefSeq and is a predicted model, not a curated record. NCBI's taxonomy places the organism in Eukaryota, Metazoa, Chordata, Actinopteri, Cypriniformes, Leuciscidae.
AAGCACUAUCAACAGUGUCUGUUUGUGCUGCUCACUCUUUUCCUCUAAGCGCUUUGACUUUAUCUGUCUCCCCUUCUCCUUGGAGCCUACAGACCUCCAAGGACCUGUUGUCAAAUCAUGUUUCCACGCGCGUUGCCGUUGCUUCUGCUAUGUAUCUCCACAGGCUUGGCUGCCACACUUAUCCAGGCCUCUGUUGAUGGGGCGGCAGAGGAUUCGCCUGCUGAUGGGUCAGUUUUACCUGAAGCUCAAGCUGGUGAUACCCCAGAUGUUCGGUUAAAUGGGGAGUACCAGGCAGAACACAUCUUGAUGGCAGAUGCCCCUGUUGAGGGAAAACCUGCAGAGACCCAGAGUACCACACAAGAAUCUGAGGAUGAUUCGGACUGGGGCUUCGGUUCUAUCAGAGGGAGUUUCCAGGCAGUGAAUGGCUAUUUUGACUCUAUACUGGAGCUGAUGGGAGGCCGGGAUGGUGUAUGUCAGUACCGCUGUAGACAUGGUAAAGCUCCUCAGCCUCGAGCUGGCUAUCAGAUGCCAGAACCUGAUGGUUGUAGCACCAGUCUUCUUGGUUUCCAGGUACCGAACAGUUUUGAUAUGGGUGUUCCAGCCAUGACCAAAUGUUGUAACCAGCUAGACAUUUGCUAUGAAACCUGUGGCUCUAACAAGUACCGCUGUGACACCAAAUUCCGCUGGUGCCUCCAUAGCAUCUGUGGUGACCUGAAGAAGAGCCUGGGCCUCUUGUCAAAGGUUGAAGCAUGCGAGACCUUUGCGGACACCAUGUAUAACACUGUGUGGACUUUGGGCUGCAGGCCCUUCAUGAACGGCCAAAGGUCAUCCUGCUAUUGUGAAGGAGAAGAGAAGGAUGAGCUGUGAAGACCAAACCACAGAAACACACCACAUUCAAUACAUAUAAACACUUUACAGGUUUAAACUACUCCACACAAUGGGUCAGUAUUACCAUGAAUCUCAUUAAAACACACCCAGGUCACAUUUCACCACAAAA